This is a messenger RNA of Belonocnema kinseyi, 1959 nucleotides long. RefSeq names its product PR domain zinc finger protein 13 (gene Prdm13). Bases 136 to 1515 code for a protein of 459 amino acids. The transcript has 4 exons. Lineage: Eukaryota; Metazoa; Arthropoda; Insecta; Hymenoptera; Cynipidae. The record is from RefSeq and is a predicted model, not a curated record. Gene Ontology annotation, cellular component: nucleus.
CCCGAAACUUGAAGCGCACCGAGAGAUAGUUAUUUUGUUUUUUAAUUUUGUGAACAAUUGGGAUUUUUUCAAAAGUGCGCAACUGCGAAAAGUGUAUUUUAGAGUGCAACUUGCGAAAAGUGUAUCCGGUUUGUGAUGUUGGACACGAUGAUUUGCCACAGAAAUCUGCAUUCUUUGAUUCCGGAGAAUAGCCUUAUAGUGAGCAGGAAUAAUUUGAAUUUUUUAAAACAACCCUAUGGAGGAGGUGAACAACCGCCAGUCGUCAGAGCUGCUACCCAAUUGAGAAGGGAUUCCUCAACAGCAAUCGUCGACGUGCAGAGUAUUUACAACCAGAGUCAGAAGCAAUUUAUCAAAUCUGUUAAUGUAACUGAAUCCGAUGGUCUUCUGCGCAGUUGUGAAAGAGUCGAGACGAGUUGGUGGAUAACAAUUGUAUCUAUAGCAAAAGAUUGCCAAAGUUCAAAUGUUAUUCUAAACUAUUCAGAGAAAGGGGUUUACCUGAAAACUAUCAAAAUUAUAGCUCCAGGGGAGCCAUUACUUAUGUGGUUCACUGAAAAGAUUCUUGCCUUGAUGAACAUACCUUUCCUUCUGCCGAAACACAUUCAAGGUCAAAACAGGUAUACAUGUGACAUCUGCCACUUUGACUUCGAGUUCCCAAAUCCAUUGAAGCUUCAUCUAGCUCUCAGAUGCAAUCACUUUGACCAGAAUUAUCUCUGGGCUAAACUAGCGAGAGAUUUUGAAACGUUCCAACCACGAUUGAGUCUAAAUCUCUUCCCACCGCUACCACCUUUCAAGUUCGAAUUAUCAGCUUCUCCGACUUCUCCACAAAUCUCUCCAACUGAAAGUUAUGCAAGAUAUCCAACGGAAACUUUUCCCAUGAGAACACCACCAACGAUGACUGAAAUCUUGAACAACAGUGCCAAUAUCAGUAGUCCAACACCAUCUCAAGGAUCACCACAAUCUGGAAACGAGACUUCACCUGUUCUGGACUAUUCUCAUCGCAAAUCUUUGGGGAAUCAUCACUCUGCUUUUAAGCCUUAUAGCAAUCAGCCAAUCAUCCAACCUACUCAUGUUGCGGAAAGAAAGGAUCUGAUUAUGAAUUCUUAUGAGGGAAUUCAGGGACCAGCUUUGACGCCGAUUCCAUCAAUGACUGUCAAUCAGGCCGCGCAUAUUGAAGCUGUUUAUAGCAAUUUAGGAAAAACGAAAAAGGGGCACAGAUGUGGUUUCUGUGGGAAGGUGUACUCCCGAAAGUAUGGCCUGAAAAUACAUAUCAGGACCCACACGGGGUAUAAACCACUUCAGUGCUACGUUUGUCACAGACCUUUUGGGGAUCCGAGCAAUUUGAACAAACACGUUCGUCUUCAUGCUGAUGUGGAUCGGGAAACACCUUACAGGUGUAAUAUUUGUGGAAAAGUGCUCGUAAGGCGAAGGGAUCUGGAAAGGCACAUUAAAUCCAGACACCAGCGGGAAAAUUCGAGCCAUCUUUCGGAAACAUCCUCCGAUGAUUUGGAUGUGUAGGCCUAGAUUUUUGUAAAUUGGUAACACAAUUUAUCGCACCGUCCUUUAAAAAAAAACUAUGUCAAGCUGAAAAUAGGAAUCCAAUGACUUUGAUACAAAAAUUGGAUUUUUAACUCGAAUUGAUCGAUUUAAUGCAGGGAAAUGAUGUUCAAGGUCAUGUAUCACUUAACCGAUUUCUUCUUUACAGAGAUUCUUUUGCAACAAUUAACGUCCCCGAAAAUUUAGAUACCGACAUGAAAAUUUGGAAAUUGAACAAUACUAAGAAAUGCGUAUUGCGCUAAAUUUCUAGGAUUACAAACAUAUAUUUUUUUAAUUUUUGGAUUUUUUUGUGUUUCGAGAAAUUGGGAGCACACAUUCUUUCAUGUCUUAUACAAUUUCUCAACAUUUCAACCCGAUAUCUCAAUUUUUGUGAACGUGAGCUAAUGCGAAAAAAUUUCUGUAAUG